UACUGCAAACACGCAGUCGGACCGGUCGCUCUGUAAACUCAUCGGAACUGUUCUUAUUUAUACUGAGAAAGCUCUUCUAAUAUUUUCAUAUAGUACGAGGAAUAAGCCCUGAAAGAGUCCUUAACAACUUAUACAUAUUUCCUUAAUUCGCGAGCUAGAAUAAUUUUUUUAAUUUCGAUAAUAAGCUUGGUUCAGAACGUACUGUAUCCCUUCGUGCUUGGUACCCAACAGUAAACAAACUCCGUCUAGUAAAUAAGAUCAAUCUCAAUUUAAAUCGUUGAAAAGACGAGCUUUCUCCUUCGUGGCUGUAAUUCUUUUAUGAAAACACCACUAUCGUCCUAUGUGGAAGACUUCUUGUUGAGGGAAAAAUCUAACUUGAAACGUCUCUAAACUGGCCGGGCAUGUUAUAUAAGAUUAACUGUCCUCCAGCUUGUCAAAAAACCUUGAUUAUGUUAUCUUAUUCGAUUUUGGACUUCCCGUUACGUCAUGGCUAGAAUAUCUAUGCUUGAAUGUCGGUAUUUGGAGCAGUCGUAAGUAGAAGUUCAGAAGGCCAAUGAUCCCCUGCGAUGAUGAUGUUUUUCAAUCUCAAGACACCGUUAUUUUUUCUCUCUUUGAGCUCGUACGAACUAUUAGGAUUUUCUUUGGUUAUUUCUACCUUGAUGAGCAAUGCUAUCGGAGUGGUUGGGUUAACUGAAGGCGCUCCUGUACCUGAAUAUACUACUCUAAAUCCAUCCAUGUCAAAUACACGCGGCAAAGAGAUCAUUUUCCCGCCAAACAAGCUUGCUGACAUCACACUUGGCGGGCUUUUUCCCGUCCACCAGAAACUCAAUACCAUAUUCGGUCAGUCAUGCGGUGAACUGGAUAGCGAGAGAGGGAUACAUCGAUUAGAAGCGAUGCUGUAUGCAGUAGCUCAAGUCAACGAGAACACGACCUUGUUACCUAACAUAACACUUGGAGCUAACAUCCAUGAUACGUGUGGCCAAGACACCAUUGCAUUAGAAGAAUCCCUGGAAUUUGUAACGGAAAAGCUUAUGAGGCGCAACCCAAUCAAGUGCCAAAGCCCCGAGGGUGCCAACAGAAACCAAUCCAAGAUCGUGGCGGGGGUCAUAGGGGCAGCUUCAAGCACUGUCUCUAUCCAAGUAGCUAAUCUUUUAAGGUUAUUCAAGAUGCCGCAGAUCAGCUACGCAUCGACUAGUCCUGACCUGAGUAAUAAAUAUAAAUAUGAUUAUUUUGUAAGGACUGUUCCUCCUGAUACGCUCCAGGCGCGCGCUAUGGUCGACAUCAUCGUUGCACUCAACUGGACUUCCGUUUUCACAGUUCAUUCGCAUGGUAACUACGCCGAAAGAGGCAUAGAAAAAUUCCUUACUCUUGCCAAAGCUGCUAAUAUUUGUACAGUCUCGUCCGGCCGGCUAAGUGAGAGUCCAACAACGGAUGAAUUUGAUGUCAUUAUACAAAAGUUUAUUCAAGAGCGAAACACUCGUGGAGUUGUGCUUUUUUGCAACGACAACGAUAUACGGCAACUUCUUGAGGCAAGCGCUCGUGCAAAGGCUGUUGGGCGAUUUGUUUGGAUUGGUAGUGAGUUCUGGGGGACGAGGCGACACCCGGUCGAGGACAUCGAAGACAAAGCAAAUGGCGCAAUUACGGUGAGACUUAAAUCCGUUCAAGACGUAGGUUUCCGGGAAUACUUCACGAACCUUACGCCAGAGAAACAUUCAAAAGUUAAUCCAUGGUUUAAUGAAUUUUGGGGGCAGCAUUUCAACUGCACUAUCAGCUCCAACUCCUCUACUUGUCCCAAGAAUGCAACAUUAGAAAAGGACAUGUACCUUGACGAUAAGGUUCCAUUUGUCAUCGAUGCGGUCAAUGCCUUUGCAAACGCAUUCCAUAGGCUAUAUGUCGAUCUUUGCCCUUCGAUGACAGGACUUUGUCCAGCAAUGAAACUAUCCCAAAUGGGCCCAAUCUUGCUUGAGGCUCUGAGGAACACCUCGUUUGAAGGCGCAAGUGGUAGGGUACGAUUUGACGUUCAUGGAGACUCUUCAGGUCGUUAUGACAUCUUUAGAUUUAUCAGAGGUGAUUACAUCAAGGUCGCGUCAUGGGACGACAAGCUCGUUGAUGUCUCCUCCCUGUUAUACAAGAAAGAUGAGAGUGCAAGUACCAUAGAGUCUUACUGCUCUGUUCCAUGUGGGAUUGGAUACUACAGGGAGUUAAAAACAGAUAAGUCGUGCUGCUGGUCUUGUAAGCCAUGCGGAGAGGAUGAGUAUGUUCAAGACUAUACAAGAUGUACUUCUUGUCCAAUUGGUGAGACAUCCACUCUCAAUCGCACCACAUGCCGAAUGCUGGAUCUUCGCUACAUCUCUUCUAAUUGGACAAUUAUGGUCACAUGUAUAGCUGGUAUAGGAAUAGUCUGUACUUGCUUGGUGGCGGUAGUGUUCGUACGCUUCAGCGACACACCACUCGUCAAGGCGUCUGGUCGAGAGCUCACAUUCAUGCUUCUUUUGGGUUUGCUCUUGUGCUACGGUGUUGGGAUUGCGCUCGUUCUCCAUCCCUCGACAUUCAUUUGCUACAUUCAAAGAGGAGGGGUUGGUUUCUGCGUUUGUGUUUGUUAUUCAGCACUUCUCAUCAAGACAAACCGUAUUGCAAGAAUCUUUAAGAAAAGCGAACGCUCCACUAGACCACCAGGUUUUAUAAAUCCACUCUCCCAACUUGCUAUACUCGCAGCUUUGGUCGGAAUUGAAAUGAUUCUCGCAGGAAUCGGAAUUGUAACGUGGCCACCGAAAGCAUCCCGAAUGUAUCCGACAAAAACCGAUAUGUUAUUGACGUGUAAUAUUCAAAACUAUGACCUCAUGGUCGCUCUGUUGUAUAAUAUGCUGCUUAUUUUCCUGUGCACGUGGUAUGCGUUCAAGACGCGCAAAACGCCGGCGAACUUUAACGAAGCGCGCUACAUCGGUUUUGCCACUUACACGACAUGCGUUAUUUGGCUGACGUUCUUGCCUGUACAGUUUGGCGUGAAUGACAAGGACUAUAAAACUAUCACUCUAAGUGUGAACAUUACUCUUAACGCUACAACCCUCUUGUUGUGUGUCUUCGGGCCAAAGAUCUACAUAUUGAUAUUUAGGCCAACGAGGAACGUACGAAGUCGUUCCCAGACAACAUGGAGGACAGACCAAGAUAGUAGUACGAAUACAGGACGAACUAAAUCUGAUAGUGAACUCAGUCAAGUUGAGCUUGGAUUUGACAACCCAGUAGGAGUCAAAGAAAAGGAAAUUCCCCACAAGAACCUGCCAGAUUCAGUGUUCUACUUAAGUCGAUAGUCUAGUUACUCCAUUGACAAAGUUCAUGGGAAGCAUGGGCAGCGUAGCGGUGAGAGUGCUCGCCUCUCACCAAUGUGACCUGGGUUCAUUGUGAGUUGAGUUGAUUGUUGGUUCUCUCCUGUGCUUCGAGGGUUUUCCCGAGUUCUCCGGUUUUCCUCCCUCCGCAAAAACCAACUUCUAAAUUCCAAUUCGAUCUUGAGCUUUCACCUAGUAUGGAUCUGAGGGUUCCAUUCAUGAUUGUCCCACUCUGUGGUUACAGAGAAAACUGAUAGAUUUAAGUUUCGGAUGAAUUCGGAAUUUGGUUUGCUAGGUUUCAUGGAGGGAGAAAAGCAAGAAAACUUAGAACAAAAUCUCAAACUAAGGGCUCACAUGUGAUGGAAUCAAACCCGAGACCCCAGAGGCCAUAGGUGAGUGGACUGCUGAUACAUCACCCUUGAUUAGGGCAAGGUUGCAGCUCUAAGAAGAUAUAAACCAAUUGGAUGACUACAAUAGAAACGAAUAGAAGUAGAACAAGGUGACAAUGAAAACUAUUGUUUGCUUUGGCCAAUCUCGGCAGUGCUCUUUAGAGGGUGUGACAUUACUGAUUAUUUACUGGAAUAAUCGCAAACAUGAAGAAUUUGACUUGAUACAGCAAUGUAUUGCGUAUUUAUUAGUGCUACUUUAAUUUGCUUUGUCUAACAUUAUUAUUUGAUGCAAAUAACUUGCAACUAAGGAGUUACAAAAUUAUUUAAAAUUUUAUGCUUUUGAGGUAUCUCCAUGACAACUGUUGCUAUGCAACACACUAUACCAUUUAAUUUAAAAAAUGUUAUUUAUGCAUAAAGCAGCUCUUAUGAGUUUUAUGUGCUGUGCUAUGCUGUGAUGGCAGUGGUAGUGGGAUGAUUGUGAAUUCUGUGUUGCAUAAUAUGACGUGUGCCAUAUUAGCAUGCAACAAUACCUCCACAGUCCUACCAUUAACUUGUGGGGCUUUAAUCUUUACUCGCACCACUGAUUUUACUUGUGUGACAUGUGCUACAUUGCCUUGCUGCUUAUAUAUAUAUAUUUAAUCUUGCCACACAAAAUGUAAUUAAUAUAUAAAAAAUAUAUAUAGGCAAAAGUAAAAGUUUGUUAAAAGUUUUGUACAUUCUCGACAACUGUCAUCUUCAGAAAAGAUGACACUUGUCAAAGAUGAAGACAACACUUGUCAAAAACGUUCAAACCUUUUAACAAACUUUUACUUCUGCCCAUUUAUAUUUUGAAAAAUUCUUAUCAGCAAAGUAUUAAGACAAAUAUUUUUAAUAUUUACUGUGCGAACACAUUAACCGGGAUCACUUGAAUAAAACUAACCAAUCAGAUAACAGUAAACCAGACAGAGAUUGAAAUGAUAACAUGUCUUAGCCAAUCAGAUUAUGGUGUUCUCACGCUCUCAUUAUAUCAUAUGCUAUCUGAUUGGCUGGUUAAAAAUAUUGAACUAUAUGUCGCAAUAUGAUUGGUUAAUGAUACUAGUUUCUCAAAGUGGUCCUGAUUGGAGUAUCACACAGUAAGCAAUAUGCUUAAGUAUCAAUUUUUGACGCGAUUGCAAAGAUUAUUCCACUGAUUAAAAAUGUAGAUGAUUUAU
Molecule: messenger RNA, 4902 nt
Organism: Actinia tenebrosa (Australian red waratah sea anemone)
Lineage: Eukaryota; Metazoa; Cnidaria; Anthozoa; Actiniaria; Actiniidae
Product: metabotropic glutamate receptor 3
Biological process (GO): G protein-coupled receptor signaling pathway
Cellular component (GO): membrane
Molecular function (GO): G protein-coupled receptor activity
Source: RefSeq, a predicted model, not a curated record